Messenger RNA from Jatropha curcas, 779 nucleotides. Its product is annotated as butanoate--CoA ligase AAE1. The record is from RefSeq and is a predicted model, not a curated record. Lineage: Eukaryota; Viridiplantae; Streptophyta; Magnoliopsida; Malpighiales; Euphorbiaceae.
ACAGGUCCAUAGCAUUCAACUCCAUAUCUAUUCAUAUAAUUGAGGUCCAUCAUCUACGGAUAAGAACUUGAAUCACGUCCGUCCAUCUUCCCAGUAAAAAGAUCACUUUGAUUCUCUGUCACUAUGAGUCCAAAAAUCGUCGCCUCAAAAGAUAUCAAACGCACAGAGAAGGAGAAGUAGGUGAAAUCUGAAAAGAGAUGGAACGGCUCAAGUGCUCUGCAAAAUACGUCCCUCUUACUCCAAUCAGUUUCCUGGAACGCUCGGCGAUUGUUUACCGAGACAAACUAUCCGUCGUCUAUGGCGAUGUCAAGUAUACCUGGAGAGAGACUUACCAGAGGUGCAUCAAGCUCGCUUCUGCUCUCGCCCACCACGGGAUUUCCCGUGGCGAUGUGGUUGCUGCAUUGGCUCCAAAUAUUCCAGCAUUAUUUGAACUGCACUUUGGCGUUCCAAUGGCUGGGGCAGUUCUUUGUACACUAAAUAUACGCCAUGAUUCAGCAAUGGUGUCUGUGUUACUGAGACAUUCAGAGGCCAAAGCCAUUUUUGUGGACUACCAAUUUCUGCCAAUUGCUCAGGGAGCUCUGGAACUUCUAACCAAGACGGGAUCCAAGCUGCCCUUCAUUGUCUUGAUCCAGGACUGUAAUCAACCAGCUCCUAUCUCCUCUAAAGGGAACUUAGAGUAUGAGAGUCUUCUAGCAAUGGGAAAACUGGAUUUUGAGAUAAUACGACCAAAUGUUGAAUGGGAUCCUAUUUCACUUAAUUAUACUCCUAUUUCAACUUAA